AUGCGCCUCAUAAACUGCUUAACGCUUGAACUCGAAGAGUUUUUCGGCAGCAACAUUCCGCCUUACGCAAUCCUAUCGCACACCUGGGGCAAUGACGAGGUGACAUUCCUUGACCUACCUCUCUAUACACCGGCGACGCAAGCCCGAGCGGGAUACCAGAAGAUUGAGUUUACCUGUAAGCAAGCAAUCUCUGAUAAUCUCGAGUAUGCAUGGGUUGAUACUUGUUGCAUUGAUAACAGAUCUAGUUCAGAGCUGUCCGAGGCUAUCAACUCCAUGUUUGCUUGGUACAGGGUCGCACGCCGUUGCUAUGCAUAUCUCUCAGAUGUCCUGGAAGAAGGGAUGGACGAACAGUUUCGCACAAGUAGAUGGUUUACCAGAUGCUGGACGCUACAAGAACUCCUGGCACCAAUAGACGUUAUCUUCUACAACUGCAACUGGCACCGGUUAGGCCGAAGGUCUGACCAUUCAGAGUUGAUAUCCGGAAUAACGGGAAUAGAUGUGGACGCUUUGAGGGGGAGAAGUGCCAGGAAUUAUGAUAAUGGCGAUCCGUUCGGUGCUCACUGCGUCGCGAAGAGAAUGUCCUGGGCCUCACAAAGAGAUACGACCCGUACAGAAGACAUGACUUACUGUCUGUUGGGGAUUUUCAACAUUAACAUGCCGCUGCUGUACGGAGAAGGUGACCGGGCCUUUCAUCGCCUGCAAGAAGAGAUC
Messenger RNA from Bipolaris oryzae ATCC 44560, 711 nucleotides. RefSeq lists its product as uncharacterized. The transcript has a single exon. The record is from RefSeq and is a predicted model, not a curated record. NCBI's taxonomy places the organism in Eukaryota, Fungi, Ascomycota, Dothideomycetes, Pleosporales, Pleosporaceae. The annotation marks the transcript as partial.